AUGGAGACGCAGAUCAACAGUGUGUGCCAGAGACACAAUCCCAACUACAAGGCUCUCUUCGUGUCAUGGAACGACAAUCAACGGCAACAGGGCAGCUGCUGGGGCAGCAACAUCACUGAUGCGCGACUCAAAGGCAAAGAUGGAGAGGAUUUUCUCGUCGUUAGGUCCCAGAACUUCAAUGAGCGCAUUGGACGCGUCAGGGCUGCGGAUGUGGCCCUGUUGGUGGGUGAGGGCACAUCUUUGGAGCCGAUUACCUUGGAACAGUAUUUAACCGACUUCUGGAAACAUGGCAGCUAUGCCGGUUCCAUCCCUGCCAAUACCUCUUUGUUGUCUGUCCGGGACAAGAGCGUGGGCAUGCGCUUUCAGGCAGUUUUUCUGCCUGUUGACAAAGGGCAGUUGUUUGGGAAAGGAGUGAAGGAGUUCUACCCGGAUACCUACAACUACCAGACCAGGAGCUGGGAUGAUCCCAAAAAUCUCAUCCUGUUGUGCACCUCCCAGGGCACUUUCGUACAGCAGGAUGGCCCUGGGAGUGUGCCGCAGUUCCUGCAUCAGCGCGACGCCGGAAACCACUAG
Molecule: messenger RNA, 573 nt
Organism: Cladocopium goreaui
Lineage: Eukaryota; Dinophyceae; Suessiales; Symbiodiniaceae
Source: the annotation of a GenBank genome assembly